Periconia digitata is the source of this 834-nucleotide messenger RNA. Lineage: Eukaryota; Fungi; Ascomycota; Dothideomycetes; Pleosporales; Periconiaceae. The record is from the annotation of a GenBank genome assembly.
CUCUUCAAGGUCUUCUGUGGGCCCCCAACAAGCCUGAACCUGACAACCUACAAAUUCACGUACCCGAGACGCAUCGCAAUGGAGGAACAAAUAUCACGUCUGGUGAAGCAAACAUGGGACAAGUUCCAGGACGUGCCAAAAUCAAAGCGAUACCUCAUCGCGGUAUCCGGCAUCCCAGGAUCCGGAAAGACGACACUCGCAGCCAUGGUAUCCAACCGUCUAAAUGAAGUGCAUGCCGCCCAGUCUCCCGGCACGCACAACGGAAGCCCUCUAGCAGCGUUUAUUCCAAUGGAUGGCUAUCACCUGUCCCGAGCACAACUCGACUCCAUGCCGGAUCCCACCACAGCACAUGCUCGAAGAGGAGCAGCGUUCACCUUUGACGGAGAAUCGUUUGUGGAUCUGGUGAGGAAAUUGCGGGAGCCGAUUUUGCCGGAAUCGCAGACGCUGUUUGCACCCAGCUUCGAUCACGCCAAGAAGGAUCCUGUGGCCAAUGAUAUCGCCAUUGCGCCGUCUGUUAGGCUGAUUGUGUUUGAGGGCAAUUAUCUGUCUUUGGACAGAUCGCCUUGGAAGGACGCGGCUGAGUUGAUGGAUGAGCUUUGGUUUGUUGAGGUCGACUUUGACGUCGCGAGGAGCAGGCUUGUGCACAGGCACGUCCAAUCUGGGGUCACCGAAAAUGAGGAAGCUGCGGGCAGACGGGCUGAUGAGAAUGAUCUUGUAAAUGGGAAGGAGAUUGUGGAGAACAGGCUAGAUGUGCAUGAAGUGGUGAGCAGCAAAGAGGACAAGUCUUGGGCACCCGAAGAACAAGGAGUGGGUGACGGGGUAGAUAAAAUGUAG